CUCGUUUGGCAAUGGAUAACAAAGUGAAGUCGGUGGCAAGUCGCGUUAAAUUGAAGUCGACGCAAAUUUUCAUUGUGGCCGGAACGGUGUUAAUGGCCAUGGUCAUAUCGUUGAUUUGUAUAGGUCUGACAGUACGCUAUGAAGUGGAUACGGACACGGUAGAUGCUGGCAGUAUUGGAUAUUGGACAAUGAAUUUGCCACCGGAGCAAGAGGAAUGGUUUGCAAGGGGUGUGGAAGAUCUAAGGCUAACCUCGAAGGGUACUCAACGCUAUAAGGGGGAGGUGAAAAAUGUGAUUGUAUUUUUGGCGGAUGGUGUAACGACGGAAAUGUUGGCAAGAGCCCGCUUUGGGGAGGAUGGGAAUGUAACGGAUUAUCUGUGGGAUUCAUUUCCCCAUUUGGGGGUAUUGAAGAGUAGCUGUGGUUACACAGCCAAUUGUGAUAUCUUCUCCAUGGGCACCGCCCUAUUUGGUGGUGUCAAAACCCGUAUGGGUUUGGGAGGCCUCGAUAGACGUGUAGAGUUUCAAAAUUGUAGUCAAGCGAAUAUGGCAACAUAUCAUGUACAAAGUAUAAUGGAACAGGCUCAGGCCAAGCAGCUGCGGACUGGGUUUAUUACCACCAAACGUGUUACCAGUAAUCCAGUGGCAGCACUCUAUGCCCACACUGCCGACACGGACUGGGAAUGUGAUACCGCCAUGCCAAAAGAAAAACGUUUGUCUUCCGAUUGUCUGGAUGUUGCGGAACAGUUAAUGAACAGUGAAACGGGUCAACAACUCAACGUCAUUAUGGGUGGUGAUUGGAAAGCCACAAAAUUGGAAGAGAAUGUCAAAUUUAAAUUAUUGGAAACAACAAAAGAUCUGCUGAAAUUUAAUGGUACCUCGCGUGACUAUGUCUUGGGCAUCUUUGCCAAUGGCAAUGUUCGGGAGAAAAGUCCUGCAUUUAGCGAUAUGGUUUCAAAAGCCCUGAAUGUUUUGAGGAGACCUAACUCGGGUUAUGUUUUUGUGGCCGAAACUGAUAUACGAGGUAACGGUGUGGGAGAUUUUCGUGAAACACUGCUGGAAUUUAAUCGGACCAUAACGGAUACUUUGGAUAAUUCGAGAUUUUCACCCGAAUCCACGCUGGUGCUGGUGGCAUUUAUGGACUUUACACAAUCCUCCAACGAUCGUGUGUCUUCCGAAGACAUCUUACUUUUUGCCAAGGGACCCAACUCACAUCUAUUUCACAGUAUACACGAUGAAACCUAUAUGGCCCAUGUUAUCUCUUACUCCCUACAAAUGGGACCAUUUCAACCCCGAAAUUCAAAGAAAAAAGUUUAA
Musca vetustissima is the source of this 1313-nucleotide messenger RNA. Its product is annotated as alkaline phosphatase 4-like. Bases 12 to 1313 code for a protein of 433 amino acids. Gene Ontology annotation, biological process: dephosphorylation. Lineage: Eukaryota; Metazoa; Arthropoda; Insecta; Diptera; Muscidae. The record is from RefSeq and is a predicted model, not a curated record. Gene Ontology annotation, molecular function: alkaline phosphatase activity. The transcript has 4 exons.